AUGGCUGGGAUGGCGGCGCUGCAGGGCGCCAUGGCGUCGCUCUCCAUCUCUGCGCCCGGCGCGGCGAGCACCAGCAGCUUCUGGGGCAACCGGCUCGCCACCUAUUCCGCGCCGCAGCCUGGGAUAAGAUUUAUGGUCAAGAUAUGCCCCAUUGAAAUGAGACUUAAGAGAUGGGAGCGAAAGAAGUGUAAACCAAACAGCCUUCCUGUGCUGCACAAGAUGCAUGUUAGGAUUGGGGACACGGUACAGGUCAUUGCAGGCCGUGAGAAAGGAAAGGUUGGAGAAGUUACACGCCUUUUCAAGCACAACAGCACGGUGCUUGUGAAGGACCUGAACUUGAAGUCGAAGCACAAGAAAGGCACAGAUGAUGAACCCGGUGAAAUCGUCAUGAUUGAAGGCCCCAUUCAUAGCUCAAAUGUGAUGCUCUACUCGAAGGAGAAGAGUGUGGCAAGCAGGGUUGGCCACAAAUUCCUCGAGGACGGGACCAAGGUCCGAUACCUGGUCAAGACCGGUGAAGUAAUUGACAGUGUUGAGAAGUGGGUAAAGGUGUUUAAGGAAGGAAAUUCGGAGUAA
Miscanthus lutarioriparius is the source of this 573-nucleotide messenger RNA. The record is from the annotation of a GenBank genome assembly. NCBI's taxonomy places the organism in Eukaryota, Viridiplantae, Streptophyta, Magnoliopsida, Poales, Poaceae.